Messenger RNA from Colletotrichum paranaense, 912 nucleotides. RefSeq lists its product as uncharacterized. Lineage: Eukaryota; Fungi; Ascomycota; Sordariomycetes; Glomerellales; Glomerellaceae. The coding region runs from base 1 to 912 and encodes 303 amino acids. The record is from RefSeq and is a predicted model, not a curated record. The transcript has 2 exons. Gene Ontology annotation, molecular function: oxidoreductase activity.
AUGGCUGUAUCAGACAACGCAACCAAGACCGUUGCUUUGGCUGGGGCGAGCGGUAACUUGGGUCUUCGUAUCCUAGAAUCCCUGCUCGAUGCCGAGUUCGAUGUGACAGUCCUAAUUCGCCGCGAAAGCACCCCGAUUGAUUACCCUGUCAAAGCCCGAGUGGUAGAAGUCGACUAUGAUUCGUCCGAGUCACUUCAGAAUGCUCUUAGGGGCACCGACGUUGUAGUUUCUGCAGUCGGCAAGCAGAGUGGAUUGCAGAGCCAGUUCAAACUCAUCGAUGCUGCGAUCGCCGCUGGGGUAAAACGAUUCAUCCCGUCGGAGUUCGGUGCGGAUCUCCAGAACCCUAAGAUUCGUGCCUUUCCGACCUACCGAACUAAGGUAGAGGUCGAAGAUUACCUGGAGAAGGAAGUCCGGGACACUGGAUUGACUUAUACCUACGUCUACAACAGCGUUUUGUUUGACGAAGGCCUGUCACUCGGGGCAUUUGCGAACUUCUCGACCCGGACAGUGAACAUCUUCGAUGGCGGGGACACAACAUUUUCUGCAACGAGGAUCAAGACAGUCGCGCAGGCUGUUGCUGCUAUCCUCAAGAACCUGGACGCAACUAAGAACAAGGCCGUUCGUAUCCGAGACCUUGCGAUGACCCCAAAGCAGCUACUAGAAACUCUCAAAGCGUUGGAUCAAGAUCAUGCUUGGAAGGCGGUUGCAGUCAACACCGAAUCGCUUGUCAAGAACGCCGAACAUGAGCUAGCAUCGGGCAAGUUCAGCCCAAAGGCAUUCGCAGCAUUUGCAAUGAGAGCGACCUUUGCUCCAGAGCAUGCACAGGAUUAUAGUCGGGACAACGAGCUCUUGGGUAUAAUUCACAUGACGAAGGAAGAUAUUCAAGGGGUCUUGGCUGCAAGACUGUGCUGA